This is a messenger RNA of Pteropus alecto (black flying fox), 1755 nucleotides long. RefSeq names its product ubiquitin C-terminal hydrolase L5 (gene UCHL5). Gene Ontology annotation, molecular function: proteasome binding; cysteine-type deubiquitinase activity. The transcript has 11 exons. The record is from RefSeq and is a predicted model, not a curated record. Gene Ontology annotation, biological process: ubiquitin-dependent protein catabolic process; protein deubiquitination. The coding region runs from base 143 to 1126 and encodes 327 amino acids. Lineage: Eukaryota; Metazoa; Chordata; Mammalia; Chiroptera; Pteropodidae. Gene Ontology annotation, cellular component: Ino80 complex; cytoplasm.
CCCGGAGGCUGGCGGGAAGUAGGCGGGGUGACGUGGGGUUGACGAGCUCCGCGGCGGGUUUGCUGAGAUCAGUGGCCGGCGGCAGCGGGUACCAGGGGCGGCCGGAGCCGGAGGUGGAGAGGGGCGGUGUGUGGCCGGGGCCAUGACGGGCAAUGCCGGGGAGUGGUGCCUCAUGGAAAGCGACCCCGGGGUCUUCACCGAGCUCAUUAAAGGAUUCGGUUGCCGAGGAGCCCAAGUAGAAGAAAUAUGGAGUUUAGAGCCUGAGAAUUUUGAAAAAUUAAAGCCAGUUCAUGGGUUAAUUUUUCUUUUCAAGUGGCAGCCAGGAGAAGAACCAGCAGGCUCUGUGGUUCAGGACUCCAGACUUGACACGAUAUUUUUUGCCAAGCAGGUAAUUAAUAACGCUUGUGCUACUCAAGCCAUAGUAAGUGUGUUAUUGAACUGUACCCAUCAAGAUGUCCAUUUAGGAGAGACUUUAUCAGAGUUUAAAGAAUUUUCACAAAGUUUUGAUGCAGCUAUGAAAGGUUUGGCACUGAGCAAUUCAGAUGUGAUCCGACAAGUACACAACAGCUUCGCCAGACAGCAAAUGUUUGAAUUUGAUGCAAAGACGACAGCAAAAGAAGAAGAUGCUUUUCACUUUGUCAGUUAUGUUCCUGUUAAUGGAAGAUUGUAUGAAUUAGACGGAUUGAGAGAAGGACCAAUUGAUUUAGGUGCAUGCACUCAAGAUGAUUGGAUCAGCGCUGUGAGGCCAGUCAUAGAAAAGAGGAUACAAAAGUACAGUGAAGGUGAAAUUCGAUUUAACUUAAUGGCCAUUGUGUCUGACAGAAAGAUGGUAUAUGAACAGAAAAUAGCAGAGUUGCAGAGGCAGCUUGCCGAGGAACCCAUGGAUACAGAUCAGGGUAAUAUGUUAAGUGCUAUUCAGUCAGAGGUUGCCAAAAAUCAGAUGCUUAUUGAAGAAGAAGUACAGAAAUUAAAAAGAUAUAAGAUUGAAAAUAUCAGAAGGAAGCAUAAUUACCUGCCCUUCAUUAUGGAAUUAUUAAAGACUUUGGCAGAGCAUCAGCAGUUAAUACCACUUGUAGAAAAGGCAAAAGAAAAACAGAAUGCAAAGAAAGCACAGGAAACCAAAUAAAGAAGCUGCUUUGGGAUGUGUUCACAUUUCUGCUUCUGCACCUAUUUUCAUGGAAACAUUAAGUAUAAAGAACUUUGAGCAACACCCUAAGUGACUCAGUGCACGUUUGGCAGUAGUACCAGUCUGUCUUGUCUUUAAUGCAUGGAUUCAUAAACUUUUUCCCUACCUGCAUCAUGUGCAUGUAGUGCAUCUUAAAUAAAAGCGAUAUGAAGAGUGCUUUCCCAAAUUCCAUUAUUCGACAAUGGAUCUGAGAACUUCGGUUGGUUCUCUGGGUGUACAACUACCGUAAUGAACCUAGAAAAUGCACAAAUGAUAUUCUCUAUAAUUGUUAUAAUUAAUCUUUCGAUCUUUUAGCUCAGUUAAAUGUUUAAAAUUUAUAAAUGUCAGAUCUUGAUUAAACUGGAUCUCUUGUUCUCAUUAAUGGAAAAAAAAAAUCAGUAUUUCUGUCUUUGAUAUCUAAAUAUUUUGAGGAUUUAAAAACUGAAUUUUAUCUCUUUUACCAAUUACUUGAAAAAAAUAUGAUUUUACUGCAGAUCAUUUGAAAAGGACAAAAGUACAGUUUCUAGUGAUUUUCAUUGCUGCCAGUCGAAAAAGUAAUAAACAUCUCAAUUUUAUUUUCGCAAACUUUC